Messenger RNA from Penicillium nucicola, 564 nucleotides. RefSeq names its product 3-hydroxyanthranilate 3,4-dioxygenase. Bases 1 to 564 code for a protein of 187 amino acids. Gene Ontology annotation, biological process: 'de novo' NAD+ biosynthetic process from L-tryptophan; quinolinate metabolic process. The transcript is spliced from 2 exons. The record is from RefSeq and is a predicted model, not a curated record. Gene Ontology annotation, molecular function: iron ion binding; 3-hydroxyanthranilate 3,4-dioxygenase activity. Gene Ontology annotation, cellular component: cytoplasm. Lineage: Eukaryota; Fungi; Ascomycota; Eurotiomycetes; Eurotiales; Aspergillaceae.
AUGCUUCCUCCGGCAUUGAAUAUCCCAAAAUGGCUCGAAGAGAAUUCACACCUCCUCCAACCCCCAGUCAAUAACUACUGUGUCUAUCACCCCUCAUCUCCGGCCACUGCCGGUUACACUGUGAUGAUAGUGGGCGGGCCAAACGCCCGAACAGACUUCCACAUCAACACCACACCCGAGUUUUUCUACCAAUACCGAGGAUCAAUGCUCCUUAAGACUGUCGAUACUUCCACCACACCUCCCACAUUCCAAGAUAUUCCCAUCCACGAAGGUUCGAUCUUCCUACUACCCGCAAACACCCCUCACAGCCCUGUGCGCUUUAAAGAUACCGUCGGUAUCGUUAUGGAACAGCCGCGGGCUGAGGGCGCAUUGGAUAUUAUGAGAUGGUAUUGCAGGAACUGCAAGGAAAUUGUCUGGGAGAAACAUUUCGUGUGCACAGACCUAGGGACGCAAGUCAAGGCUGUUGUCGAGGAGUUCACGGCCGAUGAAGAGAAGCGGAAAUGUAAGGGUUGCGGAGAAAGUGCAGCGACGAGGUACAAGGAUGGUGAGAUUGUCCAACCGUGA